Molecule: messenger RNA, 456 nt
Organism: Bipolaris zeicola 26-R-13
Lineage: Eukaryota; Fungi; Ascomycota; Dothideomycetes; Pleosporales; Pleosporaceae
Exons: 1
Source: RefSeq, a predicted model, not a curated record
GCGGAGACUCCCAGCCAGCCCCCGACCUACCCUGCGGAGACUCCUAGCCAGCCUCCUACCUACCCGGCUGAGACUCCUUCUGCCCCGGCUCCUACCUACCCUGCCGAGACUCCCAAGGUCCCCAGCCCUGACACCACCACCUCUUGCCUGAGCUCCACCACCGUCACCGUCACCCUCCCUUACCCCACCGGUACUGGUGUUCCUCCUUCUCCCUACACUCCUGGCAAGCCUUCCGUCCCUGUUGCUCCUUACCCAUCUGUCCCAGGUGGCGGUGCUCCAUACCCAUCUGUCCCUGCCGGUACCGGUGUUCCCCCUGCUGCCGGCACUGGAUACCCCACCAAGACCGGUGGCUACGUCAAGCCUUCCGCUCCUCCUGAGUUCAGCGGUGCCGCCUCUGCUCUCAACGUCGGUGGCUUCGUUGCUGGUGUCGGUGCUUUUGCUGCUUUCUUCUUGUAA